CCAGGCAGCGCCGCCAUGCAGCGGCUCCCGGCCGCCCCGCGCCGCUGAUCGCCGCCGCCGCCCGCGCCGCCAUGAACUUCCAGGGCGGGCCGGGGCAGAGCCCGCAGCAGCAGAGCCUGGCGGCGCCCGGCGGGCCGGUGCCGGUGCCGGGCCCCUCGGGGCCGCAGCCCGGCGGGCCGCCGCCGCCGCAGUUCGGCCUCUCCAACUCGGCGGCCAUCCGCGCCGAGAUCGGGCGCUUCGAGUCGGUGCACCCCAACAUCUACGCCAUCUACGACCUCAUCGAGCGCGUGGAGGACCUGGCGCUGCAGAGCCAGAUCCGCGAGCACGUCAUCUCCAUCGAGGAUUCAUUUGUGAACAGCCAGGAAUGGACCCUGAGUCGCUCAGUGCCUGAGCUGAAAGUGGGCAUUGUGGGGAAUCUGUCCAGUGGCAAGUCGGCCCUUGUGCACCGCUACCUGACUGGCACCUAUGUGCAGGAGGAGUCUCCAGAAGGUGGCCGAUUUAAGAAGGAGAUCGUAGUGGAUGGUCAGAGUUACUUGCUGCUGAUUCGCGAUGAAGGGGGCCCCCCUGAACUGCAGUUUGCUGCCUGGGUCGAUGCUGUGGUGUUUGUCUUCAGCUUGGAGGAUGAAAUCAGCUUCCAGACAGUAUAUAACUACUAUCUGCGGCUCUGCAGCUACCGGAACACAGCGGAGGUGCCGAUGGUGCUGGUAGGCACACAAGAUGCCAUCAGUGCCACAAAUCCCCGAGUCAUUGAUGAUUCCCGAGCACGGAAGCUCUCCAAUGAUUUGAAACGCUGCACGUACUAUGAGACCUGUGCUACCUAUGGACUGAAUGUGGAGCGAGUCUUCCAGGAUGUGGCUCAGAAGGUGGUGGCUCUACGGAAGAAACAGCAGCUUUCCAUCGGUCCCUGCAAGUCCUUGCCCAAUUCACCCAGCCAUUCGUCUGUCUCUGCGGCCUCGAUUCCUUCUGUUCACAUCAACCAGGCAACCAAUGGUGGAGGAGCUUUUAGUGACUACUCCUCCUCUGUGCCCUCCACACCGAGCAUCAGCCAGCGGGAACUACGGAUUGAGACCAUUGCUGCCUCCAAUACACCCACCCCCAUUCGCAAGCAGUCCAAGCGGCGCUCCAACAUAUUCACGUCUCGAAAGGGCGCAGACCCGGAGCGAGAAAAGAAGGUGCCGGAGUGUAAAGCUGACAGUAUCGGCAGCGGGCGGGCCAUUCCCAUGAAGCAGGGCAUUCUCCUCAAACGCAGUGGCAAGUCUCUCAACAAAGAGUGGAAGAAGAAGUACGUGACGCUAUGUGACAACGGAGUCCUUACCUACCAUCCCAGCCUGCAUGAUUACAUGCAGAACGUCCACGGGAAGGAAAUUGAUCUGCUGAGAACAACGGUGAAAGUGCCAGGCAAACGGCUACCCAGGGCAACAACGGCAGCAGCACCCAGUGCCAGCCCCAAAGCCAAUGGACUGGCAAAGGAGAGGAGCAGCACUCAGCUCACGGGAAGCACAGGUGCUCCCCAUUCAACCAGCAGCACCUCGCUGCACUCAGAGCGGUCCAUCAGCGGCAUCAACCUGGUGGGCUUCAGCUCCAAGCCAGACGGCAUGCACCAGCGCUCCUACUCCGUCUCCAGCGCGGACCAGUGGAACGAGGCCGUGGCCAUCCCCAGCAGCUGCCCCAACCCCUCUAAUGGCACUGCCGAUUCUCUCAGCUCCAGCCCAAACAUUUCCAAUGCUGCCAGCCCGAAGCUGGAACCACCUCCGUCACCGCAUGCAAACAGGAAGAAACAUCGCAGGAAAAAGAGCACAGGAACCACUCGGCCUGAUGGCCCCAGCACAGCAGCAGAAGAACCAGAUGAGCCAUUUGAGUUCAUUAUCGUAUCCCUGACGGGCCAGACGUGGCUCUUUGAGGCCUCAACAUCAGAGGAGCGAGAGCUUUGGGUCCAGGCCAUUGAGAGCCAGAUCCUGGCCAGCCUGCAGGGCUGUGAGAGCAGCAAAAAUAAGGCUCGUCUGGGCAGCCAGAGCGAUGCACAGGCCAUGCAGGCCGUCCGCACUGCACGUGGGAACAGCUUCUGUGUGGACUGCGAUGCACCAAAUCCGGACUGGGCAAGCCUGAACCUGGGCUCCCUCAUGUGCAUUGAGUGUUCUGGGAUCCAUCGUAACCUGGGCACCCACCUGUCCCGUGUGCGCUCCUUGGACCUGGAUGACUGGCCCAGUGAGCUUCUCAUGGUCAUGACGGCCAUUGGCAACGCCCUUGCCAAUGCUGUUUGGGAAGGAGCAGUGGAAGGCUACCCCAAACCCACCCCUGAGAGCAGCCGGGAGGAGAAGGAGCGCUGGAUCCGGGCCAAGUAUGAGCAGAAGCUCUUCCUGGCUCCCCUGCCUCAGUCGGACAUCCCCCUGGGGCAGCAGCUGCUGCGGGCGGUGGUGGAGGAUGACCUGCGCCUUGUGGUGACGCUCCUGGCCCACGGCACCAAGGAGGAGGUGAACGAGACCUAUGGGGAUGGGGACGGACGCACAGCGCUGCAUCUCUCCUGCGCCAUGGCCAACGUGGUCUUUACACAACUGCUCAUCUGGUACGGGGUGGACGUGAAGAGCCGGGACGCCCGGGGGCUCACCCCGCUGGCCUACGCCCGGAGGGCCGGCAGCCAGGAGUGCAUCGACAUCCUGCUGCAACAUGGCUGCCCCGGUGACAGCGCCGGCACCACGCUGACGCCCAGCCUGCCCCGCCGCAAUGCCAACGCCAACAACAACGCCUGCGCCGCCGAGCUGGGCCCCAGCCCCAGCGCCAUCUAGCUCCCGGCCUGCUGGGAGCCGGGGCCGCCGGCGUGGCGUCACCGACCCCCCGGGGCCGGGGCAGCACCAGCUCUGUGCCUGGUGCCGGGGGUGCUGCCGUGUCCUGCGGGCACGCAGGGACCGGUGCGCCCUCAGCAUGGGGGUGGUGGUGCCCAUGCCCCCGCUCGCAGGUGAUGCAGGGUGGGGGGCUCCGCCGGGUGCCGCGGGCAGGGGCUGCUCGCUCCCCGCCGUGCCGCAGCCGCCCAGGCCCUUGCUGCCAACUCUGCCCCACUCUGGGGUCCUGAGCCCCUCGUGGCGCUGCGAGGAUGGCGCUCUUGGCUCCACGCGGCACGGACGGGGACAGGGACGGGGACGGCUCCACGAGCCCUGUCGCCAGUGCCACUCCGCCGCCUUCCGCCCCGGUGAUCCUCUGGCCGGGUCUGUGUGUCCACCUGGGUGCAAGCCCCGAAGCUGUACGUAGGGUCUCUGUCAGAGCACCGCACCAGCCCCGCUGCUGCCCGGCAGGGCUGGUCUCUGGCCGAGCGGGCUAGGAGCAGCGAGGUCUUCCUGGUGUCCGGGCUCACCGGCAGCCGAGCACUGGAGCCCGAGGCUUGGGACGCUGCUGCAGAGGGUCCCUGUCACUUGUGUAUAAAAUGUACAUUGGAAAUAUUUAUAUGGACACUCUGUAUAUACUGUUACUCGCCAUGAGUUGCCCUGUGUGUGUGACCCGCAGCCAAGGAGAUAAAGGCCAAUAAAGCAACCCACCUCCCGCCA
Messenger RNA from Rhea pennata, 3536 nucleotides. RefSeq names its product ArfGAP with GTPase domain, ankyrin repeat and PH domain 3 (gene AGAP3). The record is from RefSeq and is a predicted model, not a curated record. NCBI's taxonomy places the organism in Eukaryota, Metazoa, Chordata, Aves, Rheiformes, Rheidae. The transcript is spliced from 18 exons. Gene Ontology annotation, biological process: activation of GTPase activity. Bases 72 to 2783 code for a protein of 903 amino acids. Gene Ontology annotation, cellular component: nucleus. Gene Ontology annotation, molecular function: GTPase activity; GTPase activator activity; GTP binding.